Molecule: messenger RNA, 1129 nt
Organism: Camarhynchus parvulus
Lineage: Eukaryota; Metazoa; Chordata; Aves; Passeriformes; Thraupidae
Product: epoxide hydrolase 3-like
Molecular function (GO): hydrolase activity
Source: RefSeq, a predicted model, not a curated record
GGCCGGAGCUGAAGCCCCUGGAGGGGGGAGGGGCUCGGGCCGUGAUCCGCCCCCGGAAGCGACGCCGCCCGCCCCGGACAAGGAGCGGCAGAAACCGGAGCCCAAAACGCCCGUGGCCCCCAAAAAGGACCUGAAGAUCAAGAACAUGGGCUCGUGGGCGUCGCUGGUGCAGAAGCACCCGGCGGCGCCGGCGGCGGCGGCCAAGUCCUCGAGCGACUCCUUCGAGCAGUUCAAGCGGGGCGAGAAGGAGGAGCGAAGGCCCUCAAGGCCCAGGCCGAGCAGUUGGGACGGCACCUUCGGGGAGCACCGGCACCUGCGGCUCAAGGGCUCGGGGCUGCGUCUCCAUUACGUCACUCGGGGUCCCCCCGGGGCCCCCCUGAUGCUGCUGCUCCACGGCUUCCCCCAGAACUGGUUCUGCUGGCGCCACCUGCUGCCCGAGCUGAGCGCGCGGUUCCGGGUGGUGGCGCUGGACCUGCGCGGCUGCGGGGACUCGGAGAAGCCGCGGGGCCGGGAGCGCUACCGGCUGGAGCUGCUGCUCGGCGACAUCCGCGACGUCAUCGAGGCGCUGGGGACACCGGCGGGCCGCCCGCGCUGCGUCCUGGUGGGACACGACUGGGGAGGGGUCCUGGCCUGGGAGGUGGCCUCGAGUCACCCCCGGCUGGUGGAGAAGCUGGUGGUGAUGGACGCGCCCCACAGGGGGGUGAUGGCAGCUUUCACCGCCCGUCACCCGUCGCAGCUGCUCCGCUCCUGUUACGUGUUCCUGUUCCAGCUGCCCUGGCUGCCCGAGCUGCUGCUGUCCCUGGCUGACUUCCAGUUGGCUGCUCCCUUUGGGCUCCCUUGUGGGUGGUGGGACCCCCACUGGAUGAUCCCAGCUGGGGUGGUGGGGGUGGUCCGAAGGGCCACGCCCAUCCCGCGGGAGCCGCCCCCUCCCCCCACGCUGCUGCUCUGGGGCUCCCGCGACGCCUUCCUGGACCCGCGCCUUGGCCCCGCCCACCUGCGCUGGCUCCGCCCCUCCGCCCGCCUCCGCCUCCUGCCCGGCGCCUCCCAUUGGCUGCCCGAGGAGAGGCCCGGCCCCCUGGCCAAGCUGAUUGGAGAGUUCCUGGGGGGAGGGGCCGAGGAGGGUUCGUAG